UGACAGCCGAGACAGCGAUGCGUUCGUUAGACAUCAACAGCUUUGAGGAAGAUAGUGUCACGUGCAUACACAAGCCACGCCCACUCAUGAAUAUUGUAGACUUAAGACCAUUGUAGGUUUAAGGGCACAACAGACGUACUUAGGUUUGGUUAGCUGUCGUACUGACAUCGCUGUGUUGACCGUGCUGUCUCGGGAUAGAUAUCACAAAUUUCGAGUAAAGCAGUCCCUCAUAGACACUGAUCUCAACAACCACACCUGUCUCCAGUAAGUGAGAGCUACACAACGUGCACCUGUGCACCCACAGCUAUUAUAGUCUGGUGCUAAAGUGGAAUUGAGUGUUGCCAUCAUUGGUAUUGGAGAGACGCUGUGGAGACAGUCACUCGGAACAGAGAUGAUGUGGAAAAUUGGCCAUCUUGAAACGACAGCCUUCUGCCAACUUCUCCUCAUCCUGCUGCUAGUGACGCUGACAUCAGCAGCACAUCACGGGAACUGUGGCGACAGCUGGUGUAGCUGUGACAAUCACACCAAACAAGCAACAUGCAAAGGUCACGGAACGAAACUGACAUAUAUUCCAAGGCUACCAGAAUUCACAACUGACGUGGAUUUCUCAGGAAAUUUUCUUCCAAACAUGUCCUCAAAAACUUUCAAGAAUAUUAAAUCACUUAAGUUGAAAAGGUUAACUCUGAAAUCAAACAGGAUAAGGAGCAUGUCAGCUGACUCAUUUAUUCAUCUCAGUACUUUAACAGAGUUGAAUCUUGAUUACAACAGUUUCUCAGGAAUGUCUUUAGCUGGAACAUUCCCGACUUUGAGCCAUCUUCCUCUUGUAAAAUUAUCGCUUGUGCGACUAAAGUUGAAUGAUUCACGCAUCUUUCAUCAGUUACAUAGUUAUACAAUCAAGUCCAUAGACCUAGACAGAAACGACUUUAAAAGUUAUAAUCAGACCGAUUUUAGUGGCCUCUUCAACAUCCAGAAUUUAUCUUUGGCUUACAAUUUCAUCCGUGAAGUAAAUCUGGCGUACACCCCAUCGUUACUGGUGUUGAAUCUGAAGGAUAACCUUAUUCCCACACUACCUAAUUUUUGUUUGACAAAUGGGUCCUUUUUCCCAGGCCUUGGAAAACUGAAGUUGGAUCACAACUAUAUAUACCAACCACUUGAGGGUCGUUACAUUCAAUGCUUAAAGAAUUUGGUUGUCUUUUCUGCCAACAACAACCACCUUGAGGCAAUAAAGCCAAAUUCAUUCUCUGAAAUGCCAGCACUGACUUACAUAAUCCUGAGAAACCUCGGAGGAGGCAACCUUUAUAUAGACAAAUAUGCUUUCAAUAACAGCAAAAUAGAAUACAUUUCUUUAACAUCAAGCGGUAUACACUUCAAGAGACAAGUACACAAAGAUGCAUUCAAAGGAUGCCCCAAUCUUCAGUCAGUUGAUGUUUCUUUUAAUCAUUUUUCAAACACAUCCGACCAGGACCUAACUGCCUGGUUUGGACACUUAAAAUCUUUAACAGGAUUUGGCCUUGGAGGCUGUGGAAUCAAAUUGUUUCCAACGUUUGUGUCAGUUUACUUAGAAAACUUACAAUAUUUCAAACUGUAUGGAAAUUAUAUCUAUAAGUUACCCGCAGGUGCGCUGACACCUUUAAAGAAUCUUACCCAUAUUUGGCUGUCAGGUAACCGAUUAGCCAAAAUAGACGAGCGAGUGUUCACCUCUGAAGUCCAACAAAAGCUUCAAGUUGUUGAUUUAAUGCACAACCCAUAUGCAUGUAACUGUGAACUCCACUGGUUCCUCAAGUGGACAAAGUCCGAACCUCACAAAUUCAAAGACUAUCCAGAGAAGUAUGUGUGUUCCAGUCCGGGGGAAAUGAGAGGAAGCAUGCUCUCCAAAGUAGAUCUGUCUGAACAGCCUUGCCUUCUCCCUUUCCCUGCUAUCUUUGCCCUGCUUGGAGUCUGUGGGAUUGUCUUCCUUGUCCUCAUCUCAGGGUCUAUUACGUAUAGAUAUCGAUGGCACAUUCGUUUUUUCAUGUACAGAAGAAGAUACCAGAGAGGGGAAUGUCAACGACUUGAAAACAUAGAGAAUACAUACGAUGCUUAUGUAAUAUAUAGUGUGGAGGACAUCAGAUGGAUCAAGAACGAACUCAUUCCCAAAGUAGAGGAAACACAUGGUUCCAGAUUGUACAUUCGUGACAGAGACUCUUUGGCUGGUAUCCCUAUCGUCGAUAACGUUGUUAACAAUAUGAAUGUUAGUAAAAGCAUCCUGAUUCUUCUGUCGAAUGCCAUGGCCAGAGAUGAGCAGUGUCAGUUCGAGCUGAUGUUUGUCCAGAGACAGCUGGAAGGGGAGAGGAAUCCUAUCAUCCUGGUCCUGCUGGAGGAGGUGCAGGUCGCCAACAUGACUCAGUCUGUGUACGCCCUGGUCAGGAUGCAUCCCUUCAUCCCCUGGGGGGACGAAGAGGAUGCCAGAAGAUUCUUUUGGGAUCGCUUAGUUUUGUCACUUAAUACUGAACGCGAAGUCAGGCCAGAUGUUGUCGAUGCAUAAUUUAUUUACUUUGACACUUUGGAUUAAUUGCGGAUUCUAAGAGUGUGUCUAAGUGUUCUAAGUAAGGUGAAAGUGGAUACCAGAAGAUUCUUUUGGGAUCGCUUAUUUUUAUCACUGAACAAUGGACGAGAAGACAGACUUGAGGCUGGAGAUACUCAACACCUCUCAUGAAAUGUCACUUCAUCUUUGAAUUGCGAGAAGAUGUAGAUCUCAAUUGCCAUUACGUUGGUUUAUCCUUGAUUUCAGCAGUAUUUCGGUUUCAUGACGGCGUACCAGUAUGGAAUGCCAUAGGUCAUAACGGUCGUAGAUGUUCAUCACCUUGGUGAAAUCCACGAACACGGAUGCAGUGUUGACAAACCCUGGAUCAUUAUUAUAACGAAUUUUGUAUUGGAACCAGCGAUCAGUGCAACUCUGCACACUGUCGCCUCUGGUCUCUGUGAAAUCCAUGCCCAGUAUUGACAUGCACGUGACAGAAGUAGGAAACCUAUGAGCAUUAACUAAUAUUUUUUUAAUUUGAAGUUUACACGAUAUGAAGCUUUUCCAUUGGACGAGGGGUCGGUCACAUUACCGCGAAAUUGUCGUUCAUAAGUGUAUGAACGACGCAAUUUGACGUUCAUACGUUUUUCACGAGACCGUGUUCUUGAAAUGACGUAAACACUGACGGACUAGUUCCAUUCCAUAGCACGAAUACAUGCAGAAGCGUUCUUUCUGAACAUUUAGACCCUUAAAUCUUGAACUCAGCAUUUCAAUGUACAUUGAGAAACGUCAGAGAGUUUGACUGCAUGAUCGCUUACGAAGAAUUGUAAACCUAUAGAAAGUGUGUUCUGUGUUGUGAUUGGCUAAUUUGGGUCACAUGACCAAAUGUUAAAGGGUGAAAAUAUGAUUUGCAUUCCCUGAAGCAAGCGACCGAAGGUGUUAAAGAGUGCGCAUGGUUUUUUUCUAAAUAAAACAAUAGGUUUACAAUAUCGAUAAAUACUAUGUGUGUGUCUAUUUCCGGGAUUUUAUCGAGUAUUUGCAUCUUGGAAAUUUUCUUUCGAGCCCCGCAAGCUAACGCUUUCGGGUCUCGAGAUGAAUUUCCAAGAUGCAAAUACUCGAUAAAAUUCCGGAAAUAGACACACACAUAUUAUUUAUCUUCUAAAUGCACAUCCAAACUACUGAAGUAUCGGCUCGAUCCGUGUCUAGGCUGAUAGUGAAUCUACAGCAGUCUAUGAAUUCACCUUAGUGUCGCAAGCUCCGACGUUCAUACAGUUUGGCCCUCACUCUAUGAAGGUUCAUACUCCAAUGAACUCACACAAAGUGAAGGUCAAUUCUUAACACAACUGGUAAGAGGAUCACGUACCAUAAUAUUUAGGAUGUAUGUAUGCUCAACUAUUCGCUGUACCAAGUAUGAAACCACUGCAGGUUUUUUUUAUGUGUACUUAAUUCACUUAGACAAAUGUUAUUAAAGGCGGAUUCUAUGAGGUGUCAAGGUGACCUUUCGGAUUGUUCAGUUAUAGUGGUUUGAGAAGUCGAGAAACGUAAAUGAAAGUGACAAAACUCUUUCCAUAUUCAUAAGAACACUCUGCCCAAAGCAGAGUUGACUGUGCGAUUCCGGAACCCGUCACAAACACAUGCAAAGGCAAGUCAAUACUUCACCUGAUCGGACAUUGUAUUCUCUGAUGCGUCAAAUUUGGAAAUGUCCCCUACAUGUCGACCAUAAAUUUUUUGCAAGCUUUACUGAGGCAAUAAGGCAACCACCUCCUUUAAAACCCCGUCUACCGGGUUGUCACGCUGACAUAUGUAUUAAACGUUGGUGACUAUCAUUUCCUGUAUGUAUUUGCGUCCCUCAGCUUCCUGAAUUAGCCUGUACAACAGCCCGAGGUGAAGACGAGGCACUAUAUCAUUUCCCGGGAAACACGUUUGUGUGAGGUGAAAUGGGGUUUAACGUCGCGUCCAAGAUUAUUGCACUUAUAUAGCGACGUGCAUGCACGUGUGUGUGUGUAUGUGUGGCUGCUUGUACUAUAUAGUCCGGACUGAU
Messenger RNA from Haliotis rufescens (red abalone), 4541 nucleotides. Its product is annotated as toll-like receptor 2. The record is from RefSeq and is a predicted model, not a curated record. Gene Ontology annotation, molecular function: transmembrane signaling receptor activity; protein binding. NCBI's taxonomy places the organism in Eukaryota, Metazoa, Mollusca, Gastropoda, Lepetellida, Haliotidae. Gene Ontology annotation, biological process: immune response; inflammatory response; toll-like receptor signaling pathway. The transcript has 2 exons. Gene Ontology annotation, cellular component: membrane. The coding region runs from base 392 to 2524 and encodes 710 amino acids.